This is a messenger RNA of Rhopalosiphum padi (bird cherry-oat aphid), 1949 nucleotides long. RefSeq lists its product as uncharacterized. The record is from RefSeq and is a predicted model, not a curated record. The transcript has 3 exons. Bases 573 to 1292 code for a protein of 239 amino acids. Gene Ontology annotation, molecular function: protein binding. NCBI's taxonomy places the organism in Eukaryota, Metazoa, Arthropoda, Insecta, Hemiptera, Aphididae.
UAUUAUUAUUCCGCGAACAUUGUGCGCGUACUGCGUAGAUCAUUAUUUCCUCUUAUUCGAUAUUUCAAUUUACCGAAUUUAUAUAUUAUAUUAUUAACCCGUGGUGUCCGUUAUCACUUAUCAUUUAGCAUGACCGAUGACAAGAAUAAUACAAUAUUAAUAUUACGGCUUAUCGUUGUCUAUCUUUUGCACUUCGCGUUGUAAGUCGUUCGCAGUCGUUUUUCGUCUCCGCCGGCAGUUAAAUAGUUUGAUAGUAUUAAUUAUAUAUUUACUCGACGGCAAACGGACACUUAGCCACCGAUCUACCGACAAUAUUAACAAUACCUACAUGGCUACAACAAUUUUACAUUUUUUUUCGUAAUUAUUUUUCGGUCUUGCGGACAGAACCCGACAACGCGACCAGCUGGAAGUCGUCAGUCGCGCCGAUCAUCCAAAGGGUCAUCCUUUGUGACGGCUUUGUCGGGCAUUCUAUCCGUUGUUAACAAGACCACCACCAGUCUCGUCAUCGUUAGAGGAUUUGACCGGAAAUCCACAAUACAAAUUAGCAUUGUAAAGCUAUCACAAAACAAAAAAUGGCCAAUACUAUUUAUGAAGAAUCUCUUUGUGUUGACAAGUCUUUCAUAUCCACUUCAACAUCUUAUAGAUUUAUACAUAAAACUAGUUCAAAAUUUUAUAAUGAUUCAUCUUUGAAGCCGAUUUUUUGUAAUCAUUCAUCAACAGAUCUUGGUGUUCGUAAACUUUCUUCAACUAUUCAUAAUUUAGACUAUGGUUUUUUUAAACUAAAAGACAGCUCGAAUGUAAAAGAUCCAGUUCCUAUUUGUGCCCCACUUUUAUCUUUAAAUCAAGAACCUUCAACAAAAUUGAGUAUAAUUUCGUGUUUUCGAAUGCAAAUGAAUCAAUCAAAUACAUAUUCUAAAUUCAAUUUUAAAUUUUCAAAAAGUAAAAAUCUUAAUUUGUAUAAAAGUAUUCAUCAUAAACGUAUUAAUUUAGAAGGUCAGAAAAAAGUAGAUUUUAUGUAUUAUUUAUCUAAGCGUUAUAAUUUUGUCCCUGUAACCGAGAAAAUAUUUUCAUUUAUGAACGGAAAAGACAUUUUGGCAAUGUCUAUGGUAUCUAAAGCUUGGAAUAGUGCAGUAAAAUAUUCACCAUUAGCUAAAAGAAAAAAGAAAUUGUAUGUAACAUUCAUGCGAUCAGAAAAAGAAAAUCAUGGACAUGUUGAACGAAGACGAUUCUGUUUACAGAAUCGAAGAGUCUUUGGUGAUAUUACUAAUAUCAUACGUUUUCCAUUAAAAUAAAAUGGAAAGUAUUGUUAAAUCAAUAUUUCAAUAAGGUUCCUCACAAGUUGUCACAGUAACCACAUGAACAAUUGUCAUUAGUAUGUAAUUCUUUCUAUUACCAGAAUUUCUUUUUUAUUACUCGAAAUAUGCACUUAAAUUCUUUGUAUAAAAUGUAUCAUUAUAUGCUAAUAUUGAAUAAUAUCAAUAUCAUAUUGUAUAAUAAUAUUUUACAGAUAUUAUAUAUUGUUUUAUUUUUAGUUAUCUGUAAAAUAAUUUCUUACACACAUGUAACUGUAUUUUUUGUUAUGUAUUUACUAAAAUUUGUUAAAAUAUUGCUCUCAUAUGUUUUUGAAAAUUCAAAAUUAUCUCUUUUACAACUUUUCCUAAUUAUCUCAUUGAUUUUGUUGUUUAUAGCAUUUGUUCAUAAAAUAACUGUAUUACUUGUUUAAUUUAGUUUUUUCUAAUCUCAUAAUUUGAUCAAUUGAAAAUUGAUUUAUGUUCAACUAAAUGUAAUUUUAUAUUUAUGAGUAAAAUAUCUAUAGUAAGUAAUUAAGUUUACCCCAUUCUUGUUUUCUCAGCAGAAUACAAUAAUUCAAAUAUUUAAGUACUAUUCUUGUACCUAUAUUAAAUUCUGUAAAAAAGUAUAUAAUAAUAAACAUCUUAUUUACUUUUCAA